This is a messenger RNA of Ylistrum balloti, 4889 nucleotides long. Its product is annotated as gastrula zinc finger protein xFG20-1-like. Gene Ontology annotation, cellular component: nucleus. Bases 160 to 2805 code for a protein of 881 amino acids. The transcript has 2 exons. Gene Ontology annotation, biological process: regulation of transcription by RNA polymerase II. Lineage: Eukaryota; Metazoa; Mollusca; Bivalvia; Pectinida; Pectinidae. The record is from RefSeq and is a predicted model, not a curated record. Gene Ontology annotation, molecular function: RNA polymerase II transcription regulatory region sequence-specific DNA binding; DNA-binding transcription factor activity, RNA polymerase II-specific.
GUCCGGGUCGGAAAAGGACACGGUGUUUGUCGGUCGGCUGGUGGGCUGACGUCUGCUCCAAAGCUUCCGAGCGCGAGUUCUGGAGUUCUUACCGGAGUUGAAAGUUGACAACUAGAACCAAAGUUUACUGGAGGAUCUUCCGUCACUUUAAAGUUCAAGAUGUCGAAUAAGGAGAAGGACCUUGUAGCCCGCCUGCUGAAGCAGUCUAUAUUGACCCUAUGUAAGGAGACGGUGUCCUUCCGCCACAACCUCGAGGUUGAUGGUAUCAUCAGCAUCACACUAGAGAACGAAUCCCAACAGAUCGUCAUCAAAGUACAUGAGUUCUUUCAAAAGAUUCGGGACGAGUCGGCCGUACCGAACAAUGACAGUUUGUGUGACGAGGAUGGUUCAAUUGAGCGUUUUGAGAAACAACCCCGCGUCACCAAUAUCAUACAACGCAAGGGCUAUUCUGAAAACUUCCGGUCCCAGCAACUGCCCUCUGGUGACUCUAGUAACAGGUUACGUAGUCCUAACUCAGGCAAGUUCACAAAGACGGUGCAGAAAGCAUGGCCUGAUGGUUAUCCUGCUGUCGCCGACUCAGAACUUGCGCCACCAGGAGAUGGCGACAUGUCACCCCAAGAAACACCUUCUAGCAUGUCGUCCAGCAAUGAGUUUGGUAGCGCGCCCGUUGAUUCAGAACUAGAAGAGAUGGACGACGAUUAUGACGAGGAUGAGAAGAAGUUUGAUCCUCGACAACAAUCGGCGAGUAGAUCUUUAAUUUCUGGACACAGUGUUCCAUUGAGAAAGCCCAUUGUGCAUCGACUCAUGGCUCAAAAACUUGUAGCCAAUGCAAGAAAAAAUCCCAAGAUGAAUACAAGCUCGCGGCCGCUGACAAGUGACAAUCCUAAAGUUGUAAAUGUGAACACUACAACUAGUGUUACGUCUGUGGCGUCUCUUCCUGCAAAAAAUAUUCGCUGUAAACGAUGCGGAGAGGUCGCUUCUGAUGGACCGGCGUUCGUUCAUCACAACCUCAACGUACAUAAUGUUUUCACGUGCCAAAUUUGUUACAACACCUUUACCUGCAGAAAUAACAUGAAGCGCCAUAUCCGCUUGCACACAGGCUACAAGCCUUACCAAUGUUCUCUUUGUUCCGAAAGUUUCACCCGAAAGGAUGACAUCAAGCGGCACCUUAUACGUCACAACUACAGCAAACCUUUCCGAUGUAACUUGUGUGGGAAGGGAUACAUGGACCGCAAGACAAUCAAAACGCACAUGCGAAAAGAACACUUAAGGAAACUCGUCCAUGUUUGUCCAACAUGCGGUGAGAGUUUUGACGACGAUCAGAAAUUUCAGAUCCACAAGAAGGACCACCCAGAAUUGAAGGUUUUCCAAUGUUCAGUGUGUCACUUUACGGGAUCCAACUCCCUUAUGUACAACAAGCACCUUCUCACUCACGACCCAGCCAGGACCUUCGCGUGCAAAGCAUGUGACAUUGAUUUUAACGACCCAUUCAAGUACACCAACCACGUGAAGAGACAUCGCUACGAGACCGACUUUACGUCGUACCAUUGCUGCUUCUGCCGCCAAGUUUGUUCCACGUACGACCAGUUCAUAAAACACGAGCAUACGCACGCUCAAGCUAAGCGACACACGUGCACAAUUUGUUUGAAGCAGUUUCGAUACCCUUCAAAUCUUCGCGAACAUAUGGUCACACAUAGCAACUACUUCAUGCAUGGAGUGAAGGAGGAGAAUGCCCCCAUCAGCGUUCACAGUCAUUCAUCGGAAGAACCAAAUUCAGUAUCGAAACAGGAAGUAGCCGCGAUGUGCAUUGAUCAGACGGAUGUCGAAUACACGUCAGAUUUUAUCAAAGGGGAGGAAACUCUUGCUUCUGAUAGUUCAAGCCAAUACUGGUGUACAGAAUGUCAACAGGGAUUUGAGACCGAGGACAUACUAACGGAACACAUAACGAGAACACACGAGAUGUCGACAGAUGACUCGUCGCCCUACUCGGACGACGGAGAUACUAAAGAACACACAAAGGUUGGAACGUCUGACGAAUCUACUGCGCCCAAAACUACCACCACUGAUACGCCAGCAACAACAUGCCACACUGGUAGCCCUGGGCCAACUACUGACCAGACAUCUUUGUUGACUACUGUGACGAAAUCAUCUCGUAAAACGACGGUCAGGAUCAAACUUGGGGAUAGUACCUACCGUAGCGUUGUCGUCAAGCAGGAGCGAGACUCGGACUCGGACGAGAUGACCGUUGACAACUCUCAGUCGCCAGAGAACUUUAUUUCCAGAGUUGGUACUGCAUCACCUCACUCAUCAGUGACUUCACAACCGGAACAGGUUGACAAUGGUCCCGUUUUUCCACAGAAUGGGGACCUCGAGAAAAAGUUGGUCAUACAACCGUCGCCCUCUAUAAAGCUGAAUGUGCGUUCUCCUGGAUUUGAACGAGUCGUAACGCCUGUUUCUCUGUUUAAAAACGAGGAAUCAUUUACAUGUGACGUCUGUGGUGACGUGUCUACCGAUUUUGAAUCCUAUGAUAAACAUAAUAACGCGAUGCAUCGGCGCUUCUUGUGUGAGUACUGUGGCAAAACAUUUACGUCCAAACCUAACAGAGAUCGGCAUGUGCGCUAUCACACAGGGGAACGCCCAUUCAAGUGUGAACUGUGCACAAAGUCUUUCUUCCGGGGUGACGAUCUGAAAUACCACCGUACCACUAGGCAUGCCGAAGUGAAGCCUUUCUCGUGUACAAAGUGCGCCAUGACAUUCGCUUGGCACAACGACCUUGAGCGCCACCUGAAGACGCACAGAAAAUAAGGAAGAACUUGAGUGCGCUGACGUGGUCGUUUCUUCGUUUAAACUGUGUUCACCUUUUCCUUGUUUUCCGUUAGUGUUAUAUUAUGCAUGUGCCUGUGGGACUUUGUUGGUUUUAUUAACGAAAUCGUUUUUGCUAUUUAUCUAUGCUACAAGCUUUUUUUCACGCAAUUUUAUUAGAUAAUUGAUCAUAAAAUAUAUUUAACACCCGUGUGUGUAAUUUAUCUGAUUGCGAUGGUCAAUUAAUUUACUUGGUUUACUCGCAAGUCAAGAUUUUUCGUAAUUCAUUUGAGAAUUUUAGCGUUUCUCUCUAUGUUUAAGCUUUGCAGCACUCGCUAACUCUUAAGGUAUACAUACAGCAUUCACUUUGUCGUAUAAGGUGUACAGUACUCGCUAUGACUAAGGUGUGCAGUACUCGCUAUGUCUAAGGUGUACAGUACUCGCUAUGACUAAGGUGUACAGUACUCGCUAUGUCUAAGGUGUACAGUACUCGCUAUGACUAAGGUGUGCAGUACUCGCUAUGACUAAGGUGUGCAGUACUCGCUAUGCCUAAGGUGUACAGUACUCGCUAUGUCUAAGGUGUACAGUACGCGCUAUGACUAAGGUGUAUAGUACUCGCUAUGACUAAGGUGUACAGUACUCGCUAUGUCUAAGGUGUACAGUACUCGCUCUGCCUAAGGUGUAUAGUACUCGCUUUUUCUAAAAUGAAAGUAUUCAUAAUGUCUAAAAGAUACAGUACCAGUAGAGGCUAUGUCGAAGGUGUACAGUACUCGCUAUGUCUAAGGUGUACAGUACUCGCUAUGUCUAAGGUGUACAGUACUCGCUAUGACUAAGGUGUACAGUACACGCUAUCACUAAGUUUUGCAGUACUUGCUAUGACUAAGUUGUACAGUACUCGCUAUGACUGAGGUGUACCGUACUCGCUAUAUCUAAGGUGUACAGUCCUCGCUAUGUCUAAGGUGUACAGUACACGCUGUGACUAAGGUUUGCAGUACUCGCUAUGACUAAAGUGUACAGUACUCGCUAUGUCUAAGGUGUACAGUACUCGUUAUGACUGAGGUGUACAGUACUCGCUAUGACUAAGGUGUACAGUACUCGCUAUGACUAAGGUGUACAGUAUUCGCUAUGACAAAGGUGCACAGUACUCGCUAUGUCUAAGGUGUACAGUACUCGCUAUGACUAAGGUGUACAGUACUCGCUAUGACUAUGGUGUACAGUACUCGCUAUGACUAGGGUGUACAGUACUCGCUAUGACUAAGGUGUACAGAACUCGCUAUGACUAAGGUGUACAGUACUCGCUAUGACUAAGGUGUACAGUACUCGCUAUGACUAAGGUGUACAGUACUCGCUAUGACUAAGGUGUACAGUACUCGCUAUGACUAAGGUGUACAGUACUCGCUAUGACUAAGGUGUACAGUACUCGCUAUGACUAAGGUGUACAGUACUCUCAUUGUCUUGUUAACAGAAGUGAUAAGAUUUACUUUAGUUCCAUUGCGAUGUUUAGGGUUUACUGGCGUUACCAUCAUUCACUCGAUAUUUUCUGAGUUUCACAAUUCAAUUAUGACGAUAUUCACGCCUUGUAAAUUUGAUUCACGCUGUUUAGUCUUCCACGUCCGUCUUAUCCGUCUUAGUUCCCAAUAUGCUGUAUAAUCAGGAGACUUACAAUUAUUGUCUGCCAUUAGUAUAUAUUAUAAAUGUUUUGUUGACUGGUUGAUUGUGGUACAAGGCAUGUGACAUAUUUACGUGUAGACCUAUUUCCGAGCAAGUGUGCCUUACUGAGAGAUUAAUGAACUGUAUUUUUAUAUUUCUAUAUUUGUCAAGUGAUUUUGUAUUCAGCCAUGUUUUUCCUGUUUGAGGAUUUCAGCUAUAUCUUCUUUUCACAUUUCCAUUAAAUCUAAAAUCGGAAGAAAUACAACGAACCACCGUGAGUAUAUAGACACCCAGAGUUACGUGUAUACGACGAUUAAUAAGCAGAGUGCUGUGAUUUGAGUGUCACCAAUUUGAUUUGUGUUUUCAGUCAGGCAAUCAAUGUAUGUAUAUGUUUUCCAUGGCUUGUUGAAGUUUAUAUUAAAGAGCAGUUCACCCGA